Prunus avium (sweet cherry) is the source of this 2076-nucleotide messenger RNA. The record is from RefSeq and is a predicted model, not a curated record. Lineage: Eukaryota; Viridiplantae; Streptophyta; Magnoliopsida; Rosales; Rosaceae.
UGAGCCAAUUUUACAACACAAGUCUCUUCUUGGGAAAGUUUGGUUGUUUUUAAGGCUAGUGGGAAUUUGUUUUCUGGGAAAAUCCCAAUAGAGUUGACCAGCCUUUCUCAGCUAAAUACUCUGUUACUCGAUGGCAAUCGACUUUCAGGGGAAUUACCAUCGCGGAUCAUCUCAUGGGGGUCCCUGGAUACUUUGAAUCUCUCAAGAAAUGAGCUUUCAGGCCACAUUCCAGCAGCUAUUGGUUCUUUGCCCGACCUACUUUACUUGGACUUGUCAGGAAACCAAUUCUCAGGUGAAAUCCCAGCUGAGUUUGGCCACUUGAGGCUCAAUUCCCUCAACUUGUCUUCCAACAAGCUUUCUGGGAAAAUCCCAGAUGUGUUUGCUAACCGUGCAUAUGAAGACAGUUUCUUGAAUAAUUCCAAUCUAUGCGCGGGUACCCCAAUUCUAAAUCUUCCCAGAUGUUACACCAACAUCAGUGACUCUCACAAGCUGUCCUCUAAAUUCCUUGCCAUGAUUUUAGUGCUUUCUAUUGCUGUGUCUCUAGUUACUGUUUUAUUGACCUUUUUUAUAGUCAGAGACUACCGGAGGAGAAAGCGCGGUCAAGACUUGGCAACAUGGAAGCUCACCUCAUUCCACCACAGAUUGGAUUUUACAGAGUUCAUUGUGUUGGCCAAUUUGACAGAUAACAAUCUCAUUGGAAGUGGAGGAUCAGGGAAAGUUUAUCAGGUUAGUACUAACUGCCCGGGUGAAUUCGUAGCUGUGAAAAGGAUUUGGAAUACCAGCAAAUUGGAUGAGAGGCUCGAGAAAGAAUUCAUUGCUGAGGUUGAGAUACUGGGCACAAUCCGGCAUUCGAACAUUGUUAAGUUGCUGUGCUGCAUUUCCAGCGAGAAUUCGAAGCUUCUUGUAUACGAAUACAUGGUGAAUCAGAGCCUGGAUAAGUGGCUACAUGGAAAGAAGAGAAGGUUAGCAUCAGGCAUGGGAGUGGUUCACCAUGUUGUUUUGGACUGGCCAACCAGGUUGCAGAUUGCAAUAGGGGCUGCACAAGGCUUGUGCUACAUGCACCAUGACUGCUCUCCACCAAUAAUUCAUAGAGAUGUGAAGUCCAGCAAUAUCUUGUUGGAUUCUGAAUUCAAGGCUCGUAUAGCAGAUUUUGGGUUGGCCAAGAUUUUGGCAAAGGAUGGAGAUCACCACACAAUGUCUGCUAUUGCAGGCUCCUUUGGCUACAUGGCACCAGAGUACGCUUACACAACGAAAAUCAACGAGAAGAUCGAUGUUUACAGCUUUGGUGUUGUGCUCUUAGAACUAACAACCGGGAGAGAACCUAACAGUGGGGAUGAACAUACGAGCCUAGCAGAAUGGGCAUGGCGGGUAUAUAGCGAAGGAAAGACCAUCACCGAUACCCUCGAUGAGGAGAUAACGAAACCGUGCUACUUGGAAGAGAUGGCUACUGUGCUGAAACUAGGGCUCAUUUGUACUAGUACAUUACCUUCAACUCGGCCUUCCAUGAAGGAAGUUCUGCACAUUCUUCGUGGGUAUGGUCCCUCAGAAGGCUUUGAAGUGAAAAAGAUGGGAAGUGACCUUGAUGUUUCUCCCCUCCUUAGCAGUGCCACCUACCUUUCCAGUUACAAACGCUGUAAAAAGGCGGACGAUAGCUUAGUUUACAGUGUGUGAUGUACUAAAGAAAUCUCAUGUUAGUCAUAUGCGGCCAAACCACUGGUAAGGCUGGCAUUUGACACCCCUUUAAUGGAGAACUUUCCUAUCACUGGUUGUAUAGGGCCAUGUGUCUAUCUCUCUCAUCACGUACAUGCUUGUAUAACCAAUUACAUGUAAGAUUUUCUUCACAUUACGAGACUGGGUUAGCCAUAGACUCGUUUAAAGAUCAGUACAGCUUGCACAUAGGUAUCGACUACUCUUUUUGAAGAUUCAGCUCUGUAAGACCAUACGGGAAGUAUUGCAUACACUUUUGUAGUUACAAAGGCUUCUUAGACUAUCAGCUCUGUCAGACCAUACGGGAAGUAUUGUAUACAGUUUUGUCGUUGCUUUUUAGUCUCAAUUUUGCAGUCGAUGUUUCUUCUC